Penicillium oxalicum is the source of this 447-nucleotide messenger RNA. Its product is annotated as cytosine deaminase. The record is from RefSeq and is a predicted model, not a curated record. Bases 1 to 447 code for a protein of 148 amino acids. Gene Ontology annotation, cellular component: cytoplasm; nucleus. Gene Ontology annotation, molecular function: diaminohydroxyphosphoribosylaminopyrimidine deaminase activity. The transcript is spliced from 3 exons. NCBI's taxonomy places the organism in Eukaryota, Fungi, Ascomycota, Eurotiomycetes, Eurotiales, Aspergillaceae.
AUGGAGCAAGACCCUGGUUUUAUCGCUGCACUGGAGGAGGCUAAGCAAGGCGCCUCCGAAGGCGGCGUCCCCAUUGGUGCCUGUCUAGUCUCGCGGGAUGGUAAGAUUCUAGGCCGAGGCCACAACAUGCGUGUGCAGAAGGGCAGCCCUGUUUUGCAUGCCGAAAUGUCCGCUCUCGAGAACUCCGGACGUCUGCCCGCGUCGGCUUACGAGGGCGCAACCAUGUAUACGACUCUGUCGCCUUGCGAUAUGUGCACUGGCGCAUGCAUUCUCUACAAGAUCAAGCGCGUCGUGAUCGGCGAGAAUGAGAAUUUUGUGGGUGGCGAGGAGCUCCUGCUCAACAAGGGCAAGCAGGUCGUCAACUUGGACAACCAGGAGUGCAAGGAUUUAAUGGCCAAGUUCAUGAAAGAGAAGCCUGAACUAUGGAACGAGGACAUUUCCGUUUAA